AUGAAGAAAGAUAAAAAAUCAAAUCCUAAUGUGAAGACUAAAACCACGGGCAACGUCGCCGUGAAUGGUGGUGAGAAUGGUUUGACGCAUAAGCAAAGCCCUGCCAACAGGCUGGAUUUAAUAAAAACCAUCAAUGACGAUGAGGAAGUGGAAGAUUUCUCCGAGGAGUCGGAAGCGGAGGUUGAUUAUCAACCGACCAAGCAGAAAAAUCAAAAGCUGAGCGAUUUCGAUGGAAGCUUCCAGUUUGUUUCCUCGGUGAAGGAAUACAACCACGAUACGUGGGACGAUUUGAUGCGAUUUGUCAAACGGAAGAACCGUGGUGAGGUAAAUGACAAGAUUGCGAACGUAAUACGAGAUCGCACGCAGGAAAAUGCCGAUGCCCUGAAGGAUGAUAUCGACGAUGAUACCGCAGCACCGCAAAAUGAAGAGGUGGAUCUGUCGGAUGACGAACUGAAGCACGAUUAUAUGCGUGUGAAGGAACGUAAGGGCAAAAAACCGGCCACCAAUAACGGUGGACCCACCGUGGAGGUAAAGGAAGACACGGAGGAGGGCACGAAGGAUUACUUCGAAGAGCUGGAGGAGAAUGCAAACGGACAGAUACAAUCUUUCUACCAAAUGGAUCUCUCCCGUCCGCUCAUGAAAGCGAUCGGUGCGCUGGGGUACAUCUACCCGACACCAAUCCAGGCAUCCACCAUACCGAUCGCACUGAUGGGACGAGACAUUUGUGGUUGUGCCGCCACCGGUACGGGUAAAACGGCCGCUUAUAUGCUGCCCACGCUCGAACGUCUGCUGUACAAACCGAACGUGUCGCAGGCUGUCACGCGGGUUCUGGUGUUGGUGCCGACACGUGAACUGGGCGCACAGGUGUACCAAGUGGCCAAACAACUCACACAGUUCACCAACGUGGACGUCGGUAUCGCAAUUGGUGGGUUGGACGUGAAAGCGCAGGAAGCGGUACUGCGCAAGAACCCGGACAUUGUGAUUGCCACGCCGGGUCGCUUGAUUGAUCACAUUAAAAAUACACCAAGCUUUUCGCUGGAUUCCAUUGAAAUCCUGAUUCUCGAUGAAGCCGAUCGUAUGCUGGAUGAGUAUUUCGCCGAGCAGAUGAAGGAAAUUAUUCGCAGCUGUUGCGCCACUCGUCAGACCAUGCUGUUCUCCGCCACGAUGACGGAGGAGGUGAAAGAUUUGGCGGCCGUGUCACUGAAAAAGCCGGUGAAAAUUUUCGUCAACAAUAAUCAGACGGUCGCCUUCAAUUUGCGCCAGGAGUUUAUUCGUAUCCGCGAGGGCCGUGAAGCUGAUCGGGAAGCGUUGCUGGCCGCGCUAGUUUGCCGUACCUUCCACGAUCACUGUAUGGUGUUUGUGCAGACGAAGCGUACGGCUCACCGUUUGCGGAUUCUGCUCGGUUUGCUUGGUGUGAAGACGGGCGAACUGCACGGUGAUCUAACCCAGGCCCAGCGGCUCGACUCAUUGAAGCAGUUUAAAGACGAGCAGAUCGAUAUCCUCGUGGCGACGGACGUGGCAGCUCGCGGGUUGGACAUUAGCAGUGUAAAAACGGUCAUCAAUUUCGUUAUGCCUGCAACGAUGGAACAUUAUAUUCAUCGAGUCGGUCGUACGGCACGUGCCGGGAAGGCCGGUGUGUCGGUGUCGCUGGCUGGCGAGCAGGAGCGCAAAAUUGUGAAGGAAAUUGUGAAAAAUGCUGUCAGCUCGGUAAAGAAUCGUAUCAUUCCGCUGGACAUUAUCGAGAAGUAUCGGAAGAAGGUGGCGGCACUUGAGCCGGAAAUUAAUCAUGUGCUGGCGGAGGAACGUGCGGAAAAGCUGUUGCGGCAGACUGAGCAGCAGCUUACCAGUGCCGAGCGGAAGCUGAAGGGUCAACCGUCACUGAAAACGGACGGUGUGCCGAGGGAAUGGUUCCAAACGUUGCACGAGCGACGCGAAGAAAAGACACGACUGGCCGGUGAGGAGGCGACUGAGAAAAAGAAACCGAAAAAGCGCAAGCGCCAAGGUGACGAUGACGAUGACUUUGAUCCUGUCCGGUACCAUCAGGAAAAGAUGAAAAAACAGAAUUCUAACGAGGCUGUGGCGAAGAAGAAAUCAAAACCGGAAGCGGAUGCUAAUGCGGAUGCAAACAAAACACCGAAACAGUUGGCAAAGGAGCGGGCACUGGACGAGCUACGGAAGGUAUCGAUGGUGCAGGCCAAGCUGGCCAAGAUGCGCAAUCGACCCUCCCGUGUCAAUGCUACCGAGGAGCUAAAUAUCAAUGGAAAAUCGCCCGGACAGGGUGUCAAAAAGAAUCGAAAGAAGCAAAAGAAUUUAACUCGCUUCGAGCGUGACCUGACCGAUGUGGGUACCAAGAACGUUAAGAAGCUGCGUUACGACGCGUCCAAAAAACAGCGCAUGGAUAAAGUAGAUAAACGCAAACAGAACGGUAAGAUGAGCUCGGAAAAGCUGCGCAAUAAGCAUGGUUUAAAUAAACAGAAUAAGGGCAAAACGUUCGGUCAGAAGGCACCGAAGGGUAAACCCUCUGGUGGCAAAGGGAUGGGACAAGGCGGUGGUAAGGGAGGCAAAAAGCGAAAGUAA
Messenger RNA from Anopheles marshallii, 2577 nucleotides. RefSeq names its product probable ATP-dependent RNA helicase DDX27 (gene Rs1). The record is from RefSeq and is a predicted model, not a curated record. Gene Ontology annotation, molecular function: nucleic acid binding; RNA helicase activity; ATP binding. Lineage: Eukaryota; Metazoa; Arthropoda; Insecta; Diptera; Culicidae. The coding region runs from base 1 to 2577 and encodes 858 amino acids. The transcript has 2 exons.